This is a messenger RNA of Gongylonema pulchrum, 765 nucleotides long. NCBI's taxonomy places the organism in Eukaryota, Metazoa, Nematoda, Chromadorea, Rhabditida, Gongylonematidae. The record is from the annotation of a GenBank genome assembly.
AUGGAAACGCCACUAGCAGCAAUCGCGCAGUUAGGAGCUGCUGCUGGUAUUCCCUUCCCGCCGCUACCGAUGCCACCAGUUGUUGGUCCGUUGAUCUGGCCACCACCACUUCCAGCUAACAUUGUACCCGCUCCUGCAACUUCCACGCAGAAUCAGGAUAUUGACUAUCGCACUGGUGCUCCGCCACUUCCGGUACCUCCUAUGCUGCCAGGAACUCCCAGUACCUCAUCGUCAGCAUCAGGUGAUGUGGAUCUCAGAAACCAGCAACCUUCGUCAUCGUCUUCGCAAACACAAAGUUGGCGGCCAGCAAACCCCUCCCCGGCAAGCGAAGUGCCGAUACACGAUCCUCGGAUGAGGCGAGGCGGAUCAAGGCCGAAUCUGAGCAGAAACAGUAACGAUGAGCGGCCGUCGGGAGGGGUUACGCUAGGGACACAAGUGCGUGAUCCACGAAGGAGGCCACAGCUUGGCGGUGCACAGACUGCCCUAAAGCAACAGGGCGCCGAUUAUGAUGGACGAUUCGAAGGUAGCCAAGCCCCCCAACGAGCAUGGAUGCCGAACAUCAGUGAAGUGAUAGAUGGUCGAAUGAGUAGUGUCGCGCGACUGAGUCCUAAGCGCCGUGAUUUCGGUGGUCCCAGUGGUGACUUCGACGAUCGUUUACCGCCACCGCAGCAGUACCUACCAUUUCAGCAACAGUUAGCCGGCGGUGGGCCAAUGCGACGUGCAGCAGGCGAUAGCCGAGGUCGAGCCAGAAGAACAGCCUACUAA